Molecule: messenger RNA, 5640 nt
Organism: Sclerotinia trifoliorum
Lineage: Eukaryota; Fungi; Ascomycota; Leotiomycetes; Helotiales; Sclerotiniaceae
Source: the annotation of a GenBank genome assembly
UGGAGAGGUGGAAGCUUACAAGUUUCGAUUUCAUAGCACUGUAUGUGCAGUAAGAAUUAUGACGACAGGUAAAAGAGCACCAUGGUAUCUCGUCAAAUGCUUGCCCCACGUUCACAAUUCUAGUAAGCAUGCUGCUAAAGUCGCGAUUCCGAUUGGCUAGGAGCUUUCAUCGCGUUGCACACAUCGCAAACGGCCUUCCCAUUGUGCGAUACAUUCCCAAUCUCUAUACUAAUAUUAGUGACUCAACCAUUUCGAUUUUAUAUAAACAAGGAGGUUUCAUACUUCAACACCAAGUCAAUCAGUCCAAAAUACAACAUCCAUCAGGAAAAACCAAUACGUUACGGAAUCGGACUUCGUAAACUUACACCCUUCUCUCAAUCGCACGCACAAAGCCCCGCUCCAGAUUCACCCAAAUCACCUUGCGACAAUUAUCCAUCAACACGUCUGGCAGACCAAGACCGGACUUUCUUCACUUUUCUCAUCUUUCAGGAGUCUUCCUCCGCUUCAUACGCCUUUAAAAACGCCGUGUCCCUUUGAGGUCACAGCUAGGUGUUCAUUGAAGUGACCGGAAGGUAUCCUUCUUGCCACUUCUAUUCACACAUGAGUAAUCUCCUUUGGAAAUAUUAUCUCGAAGAUGACGUCGAUAAAUUUCGACGCCUACUGGCAAAUACUGCCUAUUCAUCGCAGCAUACACUGAAAAGUCAUGGUGGAGGAGGGCCGGCAUUCUCCAGCAGCUUUGGAAAUAAAAUAGGGAGUUCAGGCGGAUUUGGAACAUCACCAAAGACUUUCGGCAAGAACCGCAAAGCACUUGGUCUAGCUGGAAACACAAAUGGGAAUAAAGGUCAGGGAAAUGCGAUCAGCAGGGCAGAGUUGAAUAGCAGAGAUUAUGCUGGGUUAACAGUCUUGCACCGAGCUGCAUCUUCGACAUCUGCGAAUGCAAUAAUCUUUGCAACCUCUCUUCUCGAACAUCAUUCCAUCGACCUCUAUAUACAAGAUACAGAAAGUGGGUGGACAGCAUUGCAUAGGGCUUUAUAUUUCGGCAACGUCACAAUUGCUCGAGCAAUUAUUGAACGAGACUCAAAGGAUCGCGCCGCUGGAAAUACAGGAGCUAAGCCGGACUCUUCAGUUAUCAAGGUCAAGGAUAGGGAGGGAAACACCCCGUUUGAUGUAUACAAUGCGACUAUUGCAAGGCGAUCUCUGCUAGACCGAGGAGAGCAGGGAGUACCUCACCGUUCAGAUGAUGAUUCUGAUGAGGAGUUACUCGAUUCGCCGUCGAGCGAAUCGUCAAAGUUCAAAAGUAUCGAUGGUGACGAACUUUAUGCAUUUGGUAGUAACAAGAACUUUUCAUUGGGUUUCGGUGAUCAGGAUGAUCGUCAGUAUCCGGAGAAGAUAACGCUUAAACGUCCUGACCAUUUACUUUUUCGAUUUUAUCAGGAAUACCUGGACUUUGUUCAUGAUCAUAACCCUAUUGGAAACCCGAAAAUGCCCAAGACAGUAUCUGAACUCCCUUCCAUGAUUCAAAAUAAACCUAUCAUCAUACAAGAUGUUGCUUUGUCCAAACUUAGUAGCGCUGUAUUGACCACAGAUCCAGAAUCAAAUCUUUACAUGUGUGGUUUCGGUCCUGGAGGUAGAUUAGGCAUGGGAGAUGAAACCACUCGUUUCAAUUAUGUGCCAAUAGACCAAGGCGGUUUGGCAGGAAAGAAGGUCGUCACUGUUGCCCUAGGCCAAAAUCACACCCUUGCCGUCUCACCGGAAGGAGAAAUUUUCAGUUGGGGUACAAAUACUUGGGGUCAAUUAGGCUACAAUCUACCUCGACCUGCGCUGAAGGAUGAAGAACCACUUUGUACAACCCCGCGCCAGAUAUUCGGACCUCUGAAAAGAGAAAUCAUUGUUGGCAUAGCUGCAUCUGCUAUUCAUUCAGUGGCCCACACAUCUACCUCGCUAUUUUGCUGGGGCAAAAAUGAGGGACAACUGGGUCUUAUGGAUUCUGACUCACGAUCUUUGGAAGCUCAACCAAUACCUCGCAGAGUUGCGGCGUCUUUAUUCAAGUCAUCAAUUGUAAAAGUUUCAGCCAUUAGUGGUGCAACUAUAUGCCUCUUGGCAAACCAUACAGUCUGUGUUUUCACGAAUUAUGGCUACAAUAUGGUCAAGUUUCCGUUAUAUGAGGGCUUCACAAACUAUCAUUUACAAAGUACUUCGCUCAUGACUCGAUAUGACUCGGGGUCAAAUAACAUCACUACUAUCGAGUCUGGCGGAGAUACAAUUGCGGCUAUAUCUGGUAGAGGAGACUUGUUUACCUUCAACGUAAGGAAAAUUGAUACAAAAGCUGCGGCCGCUUCUACAACGAAUCCUUCGAAAAUCAAAGAUGCUUUAUCACAACCGCAGCGAGUCUGGUCACUCCGCAAGGGUAAUUGGGAUGGAAUCAAAUCUGUUGGUGUCGCCGAGAAUGGGUCCGUGAUAGUUUGUACUCAGGCUGGAGCGGUUUGGCGACGCAUCAAAAGAGCUAAGAAUAAGGAUGCUUUCACCGGGAUCAGUGGUUACGACCGGAAGGAUUUCAAAUUUCAGCGGGUCCCCGGACUUACUAAAGUAGCUGCUGUCAGAAGCAAUCCUUUUGGUGUAUUUGCCGCCAUCCGCAAGGACUGCGAUGUGACUAGGACUCAAGUUGCAGUUGAAGAUAAGACAUUGUGGGAUGAUAUUGCACCUUUGCUAAGUAUUCGAGAUCUUGUGGCUUCAGAGCAUCCAGUUGAAAGUCUACUAAACCCUCGUCUGGCAAACUUGGACAUUGAAUAUGGCCCUGUCCUCGCAGCACUGAUCAUGUCUCCGGACAUUGAGGGAGAUGUUCAGGGCUUGCUCAUGGGUUUGGAUUCUGAGACUGGUGGUUAUGAUGUUGAUAUAUGUUCCAGUACAUCUGAUAUCGCAAUACCUGUCCAUGGCUUCAUGCUAGCAGCUAGAUCAUCUGUCUUGAGAUCACUUUUAGCCGAAUCUCAUGCCAAUGGAACCACAUCACUGUCUGAUAUCCUCAACAUUGAAAAUGGUACAGGUGGUAAGAAGAGAAUUACCUUCAACGGCCUAGAUUUUAUCACGCUUGUCAAUUUUGCUAUCUUCCUCUACAUUGACAAAAUUGCUGAUGUUUGGGCCUUCGCAAACUACUUCCCAAACAUGGCUUUCAGACUAAGGCAGGUCAGGAUUGAAAUCAUGAAGCUUGGUUCUCAUUUAAAUAUUCCCUACCUAACUCAACCUGGACUUGUCAGGCGCCCGUCAGACAAAUUGAACUCUGACAUGGACAACGCUAUUACAGACGAGAAAUUCUUCGAUAAUUGUGAUGCUAUAGUUGAGUUGGAUGGAGGAGAAAUGCCCAUUCACAGUGUGCUUGCAUGUCAACGGUGUCCUUUCUUCGAUGGUCUAUUUAAUGGUAGAUCAGGGGGUCAAUGGCUUGCUGGUAGACGUGCAAAAAACACAGAUCCGAUUAGAAUCGAUUUGAAGCAUAUUUCGCCUGAAACCUUCGAAAUGGUAUUGCGUUAUAUAUAUGCAGAUGUUGGACCUGAGCUUUUUGAUGAUAUCGUCUCCACUGAUAUUGAUGAGUUCUCGGAAAUUGUUAUGGAAGUCAUGAGUGUUGCGAAUGAGUUGAUGAUUGAUAGAUUGUCUCAGAUCUGUCAACAGGUGUUGGGUCGUUUCGGUAUGUUCUUCCCGCAAAGUGUUUCACAGAUUCUGUUAGAAGUUAUACUGACAUCAUGAAGUCAACACUCGAAACGUAUGCAAUAUUAUCAAUGCUGUGGCACCUUGUUCAAUCACCGAACUUAAAGAUGCUGGCCUUGAGUAUAUGUGCCUGCAGCUGGAGGCUAUGCUUGAGAAUCAGUAAGUCUAUUCUCCAAACUUUGAUGGUUCGGAUCAUCAUAGUAUCCAGUAGUACACUUUGCUAAUAUAAAGUAGUUUACUUGAUGAUCUUGAUGAGGACCUUCUCCUUGAAUUAGAUGAAGUCGUGCGCGACAAUCAACUGAAUUGUCUCCCGUUCGCUAAAAGUGGACGAGCUGAUCUAGAUUUGCACGAGAAAUAUCCUGAAUUGGUGGAGGACAUUGAUGAGGAAAGACGUCGCAGACUAGGAGAUAUGAUCUUCCGUGCGCAUCUAAGAGAUGAUGAUAGUCGAAUAUCUUCAUCGUUUAAGGCACGUAUGGGGAGUCUUGAUGAUAAUUUACACUCUCCCAGUAAUGAUAAAGCUAGGAGGAAAUCAAGGGUGGUCAAGAAUGAACCAUUCAGCCCCAGUAUACGUCCUAAGGAUGCAGCGGCUGAUCUUAUGUUCGAUAUGGAUGACGAUGAAGAGCCUGGAAGUCCACCUGAACUGAACUUGACUAACGAUCUGACUUCUGCUUCUCCUGGUGGUCCAGUAACUCCGAGGUUCCCUACAACUAGUUCGGCGCCUAAGGUUUUCGAGUCAGGAUCUCCCACGGAUUUUCGACAUUCUGUCGGACUAGGAAUCAAUCACAAUCCAGAUACCCCUCAAUCUGGAAAUAAAACAUGGUCUUCUCCUAAUCUUUUAGUAAAGUUGGACAUGAAAGAUAUUAUGGCCCAGGCAUCAACGAACCGUACUUCCAAUUUAUCAAUGAAUCUCUCGGCUCAAAAGGCCAAGGAUGAAGCAAAUGCCAAAUCAUCUACUCCAAAACUUUCACAGAAGGAACGUAAGAAGCAACAGGCAGCACUUCAACAAGCAAUUGCACAAACUCCGACAGACAAGGGUAAAGACAAGGCAUCUUCUCCUUGGCAAAUCGCGGGUGUGGGUUCAAAAACGAACCUCAAGGAUAUUCUUGAUAAGGAUAACAAAUCUUCACCAUCAUCCUUAGCACCAAACUCAACAAUCUCACCAGUGAUCUCACCUGCAAGUACUACUUCAACUACGCGGCGAGUCACGGCGCCAGAUACUCGAUUUGCUGGUCAAAAAAGGAAUGAUAAUAACAGCAUCACGAAAGCACAAAGACCUUCACCUGGCCCAUCAAGGCCAAGAAUGUUAACACCAAGCAAAUCUACUCCACUUAUUCCUCAUUCAAAAUCAUAUACAGCACCAGCAGCGAAAGCGGAACCGUCACUCCAGUUAUCCAUGGCUGAUAUCAUAGGAAUGCAACAAAGGGAGCAAGAAGUGAUUAAAGAAGCAGUUGCAAAGCGAAGUCUCCAAGAAAUUCAAGAAGAACAAGCAUUCCAAGAAUGGUGGGAUCAAGAAAGUAAAAGGGCCCAAGAGGAAGAAGCUUUGAGGGCAAAGGCUUCUACCGAUGGAGUUAGUAGAGGUGGUGGUAAGUCUGGCGGCGGUAGAGGAAAGGGUGGAUCGAGAGGGAGAGGUGGAAGGGGAAGAGGUGGUGGGGAAUCUCUUAGGGGUGGUGGUGGAAGGGGAAGAGGAAAAUCUCAGGGAAAAAGUACUGGUGCGAAUUGAUUUCGUGAUCGUAAUUUUUAUUCAUUUCAUUGUAAUUAUACGCACAUUUUAACGCGCGAGAAAUGGGUAUAAGAUAUAUCCCGCUGCAUGGCAUGGCAUUAGCAGACGUACAUACAUUUAUAUAUUUGCAAUAUGAACAAAUGUUCAUUCAUUGUAUUAGAUAUUGACAUCAAUGUUGGAGAUUAGAGUUUGAGGGAUAAGAAAUAAGAAACAAGAAAUAGAGA